AUGGCAACAGAGGAGUCCCACGCCCCCUGCGACUCGAGUGUCCCGGAGUCCCAGCGAGCGCCCAGUCCCGAGCCGCGCCUAGCCAGCCAGUUGCUGCCGGAUAUUUAUACCUUCGUGGCGCGCGUGCUGUUCUACUUGGUCCCGGUCUACCUGGCCGGCUACCUGGGACUCAGCAUGAUCUGGCUGCUGAUUGGCGCCUUGCUGUGGCUGUGGUGGCGCAAGAACCGCGCCGGGAAGCUCGGGCGCCUGGCUGCCGCCUUCCAAUUCCUGGACAACGAGCGCCUCUUCAUCAGCCGCGAGCUGCAGGGCCAGCACCUGCCGGCCUGGAUUCAUUUCCCGGACGUGGAGCGGGUCGAGUGGGCGAACAAGAUCAUCUCUCAGACCUGGCCCUACCUAACCAUGAUCAUGGAAAGCAAAUUCCGGGACAAACUCGAGCCCAAGAUCCGGGAGAAGAGCACUCACCUGAGGACGUUCACCUUCACGAAGCUCCACUUUGGGCAGAAGUGUCCCCGUGUCAACGGCGUCAAAGCUCACACGGACAAGUACAACCGGAGACAGGUGGUUCUGGACCUGCAGAUCUGCUACAUUGGAGACUGUGAGAUUAGUGUGGAGCUCCAGAAGAUCCAGGCCGGAGUGAAAGGGAUCCAGCUGCAGGGCACACUGCGGGUCAUCCUGGAGCCGCUGCUGGAGGACAAGCCCUUCGUGGGAGCUGUGACUGUCUUCUUCCUCCAGAAGCCACACCUGCAGAUCAACUGGACAGGCCUGACCAACCUGCUGGAUGCGCCAGGAAUCAACGAGGUGUCGGACAGCCUGUUGGAGGACCUCAUCGCCGCGCACCUGGUGCUGCCCAACCGCGUGACCGUGCCCGUGAAGAAGGGGCUGGAUGUGACCAACCUGCGCUUCCCUCUGCCCUGUGGCGUGAUCAGAGUCCACUUGCUGGAGGCAGAGAAGCUGGCCCAGAAGGACAACUUCCUAGGAAUGGGAGGCAAGUCAGACCCUUACGCCAAGGUGAGCAUCGGCCUGCAGCAUUUCCGGAGCAAGACCAUCUACAGGAACCUGAAUCCCACCUGGAAUGAGGUGUUUGAGCUCAUAGUGUAUGAAGUCCCCGGGCAGGACCUGGAGGUGGACCUGUACGAUGAGGACCCUGACAGGGAUGACUUUCUGGGCAGUCUGCAGAUCUGCCUUGGCGACGUCUUGACCAACAGAGUGGUGGAUGAGUGGUUCGUCCUAAAUGACACAACUAGCGGGCGGCUGCACCUCCGGCUGGAGUGGCUCUCGCUGACCACUGACCAGGAAUCUCCGGCUAAGGACUCUGGCCCCCCGCCCCCCACUGUCCUCUCCACUGCCAUCUUCGUGGUCUUCCUGCACAGCGCCUGCAACCUGCCGAGAGGCCCGUUUGACUAUCUCAAUGGUGAAUAUCGAGCCAAGAAACUCUCCAGGUUUGCCAAGAAUAAGGCCAGUCGAGACCCUUCUUCUUAUGUCAAGCUAUCUAUAGGAAAGAAGAUAUACACGAGCAAGACAUGCCACCACAGCAAGGACCCCGUGUGGGGCCAAAUGUUCUCCUUCUUUGUGCACAAUGUGGAAACCGAGCAGCUCCAUCUGAAGGUGCUGGAUGAUGACCAGGACUACGCUCUGGGGGUGCUGGAAUUCCCUUUGUGCCAGAUGCUCUCCUGUGCGGACCUCACCCUUGAACAGCACUUUCAGCUGGACCACUCGGGCCUGGACAGCCUCAUCUCCAUGCGGCUGGUGCUGCGGUUCCUGCGUGUGGAGGAGCGAGAGCUGGGCAGCCCAUACACAGGACAUGAAGCCUUAAAGAAAGGCCCUUUGCUUGUCAAGAAGGUGCCUGGUGACCAGGACCCCAAAGCCUCAUCCCAGGGACAGAGCCCUGAAGAUGUGCCAUGUGCCCCUGAUCCCACUUCUGACACCAAGAGAACCUCCAAGAACACCACAGCCACCUUCGGUUCCACCACAGCUUCUGCCGAGCCUAUUACCCAUGAGGCAGGCCCCAAGGCCAAAGGCAAGGGCAGUGCCAGAGGGUUCUGUGAGCCCAUGGGAGAGAAGAAGAGGCCAGCCACCAUCUUCCUGACUGUCCCCGGCCCCGCCUCUCCAGGGCCUAUCAAGUCACCCAGACCCCUGAAAUGCCCCAACUCCCCGUUCGCAUGGCCACCCGGGGGCCUGGCUCCCAGCAUGUACUCGCUCAACUCCCUGGCCUCCUCCUGCUUUGACCUGACAGAUAUCAGCCUCAACCUUGAAGAGGGGGACCCUCGGCAGCGGCGACUCGGGGAGAUUCAGCUCACGGUGCGCUACGUGUGUCUGCGGCGCUGUCUCAGGGUGCUGGUCAACGGCUGCAGAAACCUGACGCCCUGUACCACCAGUGGAGCUGACCCCUACGUCCGCGUGUAUUUGUUGCCGGAAAGGAAGUGGACGAGUCGUAAGAAGACCUCGGUGAGACGGAAGACCCUGGAGCCCCUGUUUGAUGAGACAUUUGAAUUCUUUGUCUCCAUGGAAGAAGUACAGAAAAGAUCGCUAGAUGUUGCAGUGAAAAACAGCAGGCCGCUUGGCUCACACCGGAGGAAGGAGCUUGGAAAAGUGCUGAUUGACUUAUCCAAAGAAGACCUGAUCAGGGGCUUUUCACAGUGGUACGAGCUAACUCUAGAUGGACAGCCCAGAAGCUGA
Messenger RNA from Elephantulus edwardii (Cape elephant shrew), 2676 nucleotides. It is a transcript of the gene ESYT3, whose product is annotated as extended synaptotagmin-like protein 3. Bases 1 to 2676 code for a protein of 891 amino acids. NCBI's taxonomy places the organism in Eukaryota, Metazoa, Chordata, Mammalia, Macroscelidea, Macroscelididae. The transcript is spliced from 23 exons. The record is from RefSeq and is a predicted model, not a curated record. Gene Ontology annotation, biological process: lipid transport. Gene Ontology annotation, molecular function: lipid binding.